AUGGACAGCGUCAUCGAACAGAAGAGUGUGCUCCUGCACAGUAAGAUCAGUGACGCUGCCAAGAGGAACGGCUUGAUCAACACCAGAAACUUCAUGGCCGAGAGCAGAGAUGGCCUGGUGUCCGUCUACCCAGCACCCCAGUACCAGAGCCGCUGCGGGGUGGCCAGCACGGCCCCGGCUGCCCUGGACAGCAGCAGGAAUGAGCCAGCACAGCAGCUCUUGGACCCCAACACCCUGCAGCAGUCGGUGGAGUCCCACUACCGCCCCAACAUCAUCCUCUACUCAGAGGGUGUGCUGCGCUCCUGGGGGGACAGCGUGGCCGACUGCUGUGAGACCACCUUCAUCGAGGACCGGUCGCCCACCAAAGACAGCCUGGAUUACCCCGAUGGGAAGUUCAUUGACCUCUCAGCGGACGACAUCAAGAUCCACACCCUGUCCUACGAGGUGGAGGAGGAGGAGGAGUUCCAGGAGCUGGAGAGCGACUAUUCGAGUGACACCGAGAGUGAGGACAACUUCCUCAUGAUGCCGCCCCGGGACCACCUGGGCCUCAGCGUCUUCUCCAUGCUCUGCUGCUUCUGGCCCCUGGGCAUCGCAGCCUUCUACCUGUCCCACGAGACAAACAAAGCCGUGGCCAAGGGCGACUUCCACCAGGCCAGCACCAGCUCCCGCCGGGCACUGUUCCUGGCCGUGCUGUCCAUCACCAUCGGCACUGGCAUCUACGUGGGUGUGGCCGUCGCCCUCAUUGCCUACCUCUCCAAGAGCAACCACCUCUGA
Molecule: messenger RNA, 774 nt
Organism: Lepus europaeus (European hare)
Lineage: Eukaryota; Metazoa; Chordata; Mammalia; Lagomorpha; Leporidae
Gene: SYNDIG1
Product: synapse differentiation inducing 1
Exons: 3
Coding region: 1-774 (257 amino acids)
Biological process (GO): positive regulation of synapse assembly; synaptic vesicle clustering
Cellular component (GO): postsynaptic density membrane; excitatory synapse; intracellular membrane-bounded organelle
Source: RefSeq, a predicted model, not a curated record